Molecule: messenger RNA, 2490 nt
Organism: Hevea brasiliensis (rubber tree)
Lineage: Eukaryota; Viridiplantae; Streptophyta; Magnoliopsida; Malpighiales; Euphorbiaceae
Product: receptor-like protein 46
Exons: 1
Coding region: 1-2490 (829 amino acids)
Cellular component (GO): plasma membrane
Molecular function (GO): protein binding
Source: RefSeq, a predicted model, not a curated record
AUGGCCAAAAUCAACCCAUUAUUGUUUGCAAUAUUCAUCAUCAUCCUCAUUCCUAAUAUUUCUCUUUCCUGCCCUCAACAUCAGAAAGAAGCCCUUCUUCAAUUCAAAAUUUUAGCACUGAGAUACUUGUCCUCCCACAUUGAUUUUUUUAAACCCUUCGACACUUGGAACAACAAUUUCCAUGCAGAUUGUUGUCAGUGGAGCGGUGUCGCUUGCAGUUUCAUCACAGCUUCAAAACAGGUGGUGACUGGUCUUAAUCUAAAUUCAUUCAUUUCUGGUUCUAUUUCUGAAUAUGCAACUUGCAGUUUAGACUCGCACUCGCAAAAUAUUGUUCUCUCGUCUCAUGUUUUAACUCCGCUUUUUCAUGUGCGAACAUUGGAGUUUUUUUUCAUUUCUUGUAACAACAUACAAGGUGAAAUUUCAGGAAUUGGGCUUUCCAAUCUAACAGCACUUGUGGAACUUGAUAUGAGUCAUAAUAUGUUCAACGGUUCCAUUCCUCCUCAAUUGUUUUCUUUAAGGCAUCUGAAAUCCCUUAGUUUGGAUUUCAAUUUUUUCCAUGGAGAGAUUCCUGUGGAGAUUGGAAAUCUCACCAAUUUGCAAGAAUUGUCUCUAAGUAAUAACAAGCUUGCUGGAGCAAUUCCACCCGCAUUAUGCCGUUUGAAAAAGUUACAAGUUCUCCACUUGCAAUACAAUCUUUUCUCCAUGGCGAUUCCAGCUGUGAUAGGUAACCUUUCAGAUAUUUCAACUAUGCUCCUAAAUGACAACCAUUUGGCAGGAGAAAUUCCCCUGACAAUGCAAAAGAUGGGACAGUUGAUGCAGCUUAAUUUGGAAAAUAACUUGCUUAGUGGCGAGAUUCCAGCAUGGAUGUUCCAUUUCAGAAAUUUGGGCGAAUUAAAACUUGGGGGGAGCCAGUUUGUAUGGAAAAACACGAGUAUAGUACCCAAGAGCAUGCUAUCUGUCUUAUCUCUAAGAUCGUGCGGAGCCUCAGGGCUUCUUCCCCUUUGGCUUUCCAACCAAACUUCCCUUUCUUAUUUGGACUUGAGUGUCAAUAACCUCGUAGGAAACCUUCCUUCAUGGCUAACGAAACUAAAGCUCACUCAUCUGAUUUUAUCAGAUAACAAGUUUUCAGGUUCUCUGCCCCCCAUUUUGUUUCAAUCAAAGUUAAAAAAUAUUGACCUAUCACGCAAUAAUUUUUCAGGGAACUUGCCAGAUAACAUUCCCUACACUAUCUCUUUGGAGAUACUAAAGUUGUCUAGCAAUGAUUUCUCUGGACCAAUUCCCAUAUCCAUCUCAGAAGCAUUAUUCUUGAGGUUCCUUGACUUGUCAAAAAACAGAUUUUCAGGGAAUAAAUUCCCAAGUUUCGAGAAGCUGUUGUUUGUGGAUCUUUCCUCCAACAAACUGUCUGGUGGGAUUCCAUUAACUUUCUCUCCAUUGGUAGUAACUCUUGUACUAAGCCAUAAUCAGUUUUCUGGCGUCUUGCCUCAAUACCUAAAAGAUUUAUAUAAACUCCAAUGCCUUGACCUCCAUGAUAAUAAUAUCACAGGUAAUAUCCCUGCUUUCCUCUUCCAAAUUUCGUCUCUUCGAAUUUUAAAUCUCAGGAAUAAUUCUUUAGAAGGGUCCAUUCCAAACAAUUUGUCAAAUGCAACCCUUCUUCAAAUUCUUGAUCUCUCAAACAAUAAGUUAAGUGGAAAAGUGCCCUCCAGUCUUGGAAAUCUUAGCGCAGUGAUUCAUAAUUCUGAUGGCUCUUUUUUUAAUUUUUUCUCCCCUAAAUGCGAUGUAAACUACCGGCUGCCUGAUCCUUUGUUUAAAUUGCUGCAUCAAUCUUGGACAUCAAAACAAUUUGACUCUUUUUAUGAUUCCUGGUUGUGUACUUCUUUAAUCAUCUCGGUUGAGUAUCCUAACUUGGAAGUAAUUUGGAAAACAUCAAAGCGAGACCUUCCGCAACACCACCUUGAUAUGUAUACACUCUUAGAUCUAUCAAUGAAUCAACUGUCGGGUGAAAUUCCUCAUACUCUGGGAGGUCUCAAAAGUUUGAAGGUGUUAAACAUGUCCUACAACAAGAUUUCGGGCAAAAUACCAGCAACCUUGGGUGAUGUGGAUAGUCUGGAGAGUUUAGAUCUAUCACAUAACAAUCUUUCAGGAGAAAUACCAAACACAUUUGGGAAGCUCUUGCAAUUGGCUGUCUUAGAAUUGAAUAACAACAAGCUCACGGGUCACAUUCCAAAUGGUCCUCAAAUGGAUACGUUAAAUGAUCCAAAUUUCUAUGCUAACAACAGUGGAUUAUGUGGGAUGCAAAUUAAGGUACCAUGUGACCCGGAGGCACCACCAAAGGCUAAACCAGCUGAGAAAAGUGAGAGCAAGGAAGCAUGGUUCUCGUGGGAGAUGGCAGCAAUUGGAUUUCCCAGCGGGUUUCUGUCAACUGUGAUAUCUCUCUAUGUCAUUGGCUAUUUCAGUGUUGCACCAAGACGACCAGGAAGACGCCAUGUUUGA